AUGGCAGCAGUAGCACGGACACUCAGCACCUGCAUAUUUUGCAAGAUUAUCAAGGGCGAGAUUCCAAGCUUUAAGCUUAUUGAGACGGAAACUUCUUACUCAUUCCUUGAUAUUGUCCCCCUCUCCAGGGGCCAUGCUCUGAUCAUCCCUAAAGACCACGCGGCAAAGCUCCACGAGCUCCCAGACGAAUACCUUGCGGAUGUAAUGCCCAUCGCAAAGAAGAUUGCCACUGCACAAGGACCCGAGAACUACUACAACAUCCUCCAGAAUAACAGCCGCAUCACACACCAGGUCGUCGAUCACGUACACUUCCACAUCAUUCCCAAACCUGAUGCAUCAGACGAGGAGGGGCUAUCUGACGUCAUAGAAGAAGUGAAGAAGUAUCGCCAGGAACUCCUUGGAAAGCUGUAAGCGUUGGCGCACCCGAGUUGGCAAUAAACGAUGAAACUGGAAGAAAAAUCAAUAACUAAAUUUACAAUUAGAUUGUGUUCUCUGAAUCUCCGGGUCUUCUCUACUAUCUUUACAGGCUGAAUGGCUAUUGCAUCCACCUCGUUUUUUUUCUGUUGGCCUGUCCUGGUCUCCAUCCCUCUGUAUAGGGUCUGUGUCAUGCGAUGAGAUCUCGCAGCCAACCGAAGAUGUGUGCUUGUCCCG
Molecule: messenger RNA, 651 nt
Organism: Suillus bovinus
Lineage: Eukaryota; Fungi; Basidiomycota; Agaricomycetes; Boletales; Suillaceae
Product: HIT-like domain-containing protein
Exons: 8
Coding region: 1-411 (136 amino acids)
Biological process (GO): nucleotide metabolic process
Molecular function (GO): catalytic activity
Source: RefSeq, a predicted model, not a curated record